CCUCUCAUUUAACAACAUAACCAUAAUUUCUUAACCAAACAAACAAAAAGAAAAGCUUUUUUCUCCCUGAGAAACAAUAGUUUAUUACCGGACUACUUCGAAGCUCUUUUUUUUGUCGGUACAACGUAAAGAAGAGAAAGCAAAAUCAAAUGAGGAGAGUUAGCUGGUCUACUGUUUUGAUCGUGGUGAUGAUGGUGUCAUUGUUGGUAGUAGAACACGUGGUGCUCCCGGCAGAGGCAGGGAGGGUUCUAACGGAGAAAUUGGGAGACGGAAGAGCGACGGUGAUAAGAGUGGAGAAGAUGAAGUCGACGGUGGAUUACUGGUUUCAGCGUUUGGCUUCGGGUCCGAGUCCAAGUGGUCGCGGCCAUUAAACUAGUUUUUUUUUUCUAGCUGGAGGUGAUCCAUUAGCGUCGAUAUGACAUGAUUACCAAAAACAAAACCGUCAAAAACUGUAUCACAUUCAUUUAUUUUAUUUUUUCAUUUUUUCUUCUUUUCAUCCUGUAGGGAAAAAUUUCAAAUAUAGUGGCAAAAACUAAACCAUCGUUAUACAUGUACAUAACUUAACUGUUGUUGGUUGUUAAUUUCAAUAAGAUUUUAUAAUCGUUUUUUU
Molecule: messenger RNA, 610 nt
Organism: Brassica napus (rape)
Lineage: Eukaryota; Viridiplantae; Streptophyta; Magnoliopsida; Brassicales; Brassicaceae
Product: PAMP-induced secreted peptide 1-like
Exons: 1
Coding region: 150-371 (73 amino acids)
Biological process (GO): defense response
Source: RefSeq, a predicted model, not a curated record